ACAUCGCCAACAAGGUGCUCCUGUCCCUGUUCACGGUGGAGAUGCUGCUGAAGAUGUACAGCCUGGGAUUGGCUCAUUACUUCGUGGCGUUCUUUAACCGCUUCGACUGCUUCGUGGUGUGCGGCGGCAUCAUGGAGACCAUCCUGGUGGAGCUGGGCAUCAUGCCGCCGCUCGGCAUCUCCGUGCUGCGCUGCGUCCGCCUGCUCCGGAUCUUCAAGGUCACACGCCAUUGGACGGCUCUCUCUAACCUGGUGGCGUCUCUGCUGAACUCCAUGAAGUCCAUCGCCUCGCUGCUGCUGCUGCUCUUCCUCUUCCUCAUCAUCUUCGCUCUGCUCGGCAUGCAGCUGUUCGGAGGAAAGUUCAACUUCGACGAGACGCAGACCAAACGCAGCACCUUCGACGCCUUCCCCCAGGCGCUGCUCACCUGCUUCCAGAUCCUGACCGGAGAGGACUGGAACAUGGUGAUGUACGACGGCAUCAUGGCGUACGGAGGGCCCGUGUUUCCGGGGAUGAUUGUCUGCAUUUACUUCGUCAUCCUCUUCAUCUGUGGUAACUACAUCCUGCUGAACGUCUUCUUGGCCAUCGCCGUGGACAACCUGGCAGGAGGGGACGGAGAUACCAAGAAGAACGAAAAGAAAAAGCCGGAGGGAACCGAGGCGGCUGCAGAAGAGGGAGGGGAGGGAGCAGAAGAAGAAGUGAAGGUGAACAUCGAGGUGGACAUCGAUGAAGACACGGAGUACGAGGAGGAAGAGGAGCUGCCUAUAGAAGAUGAUGCAGGAGUCCAGUUAAAGAUCGCCGACCUGGCUCCUCCCAAAGAGAAAGUUCAACCAAUCCCAGAAGGCAGUGCGUUCUUCUGCCUCAGCAAAACAAACCCUAUCCGUCGUGGCUGCCACGCUCUGAUCCACCACCACAUCUUCACCAACCUCAUCCUCGUCUUCAUCAUCCUCAGCAGCUGCUCGCUGGCGGCCGAGGAUCCAAUCAGAGCUCACUCCUUCAGGAACAAUAUUCUGGGAUAUGCCGACUACGCCUUCACCUCCAUCUUCACUGUGGAGAUUAUGUUUAAGAUGGUGGUUCACGGAGCGUUCCUCCACCCGGGCUCGUUCUGCAGGAACUGGUUCAAUCUGCUGGAUCUCCUGGUGGUCAGCGUGUCGCUCGUCUCCUUCUUCCUCCACUCCAGUGCGAUCUCGGUGGUGAAGAUACUGCGAGUCCUCCGAGUGCUCCGACCUCUGAGAGCCAUCAACAGAGCCAAAGGACUGAAGCAUGUGGUCCAGUGUGUGUUCGUGGCCAUCAAGACGAUCGGGAACAUCAUGAUCGUCACGACGCUGCUGCAGUUCAUGUUCGCCUGCAUCGGAGUCCAGCUUUUCAAGGGUAAAUUUUAUCGCUGCACAGACGAAGCCAAACACACUCCUGACCAGUGCAAAGGGACCUUCGUGGUGUAUAAAGACGGAGACGUGAACCACCCGAUGGUCAGAGAGAGGAUUUGGCUGAACAGCGACUUCAACUUCGAUAACGUUCUGAUGGGGAUGAUGGCGCUCUUCACCGUCUCCACCUUCGAGGGCUGGCCUGCGCUGCUGUAUAAAGCCAUCGAUGCUAACGGGGAGAACACUGGUCCGAUCUACAACUACCGCGUGGAGAUCUCCAUUUUCUUCAUCGUCUACAUCAUCAUCAUCGCCUUCUUCAUGAUGAACAUCUUCGUGGGUUUCGUCAUCAUCACCUUCAGAGAGCAAGGAGAGCAGGAGUACAAGAACUGCGAGCUCGACAAGAACCAGCGUCAGUGUGUGCAGUACGCUCUGAAGGCCCAGCCGCUGAAGCUCUACAUCCCCAAGAACCCGGUCCAGUACAAGUUCUGGUCCAUCAUCAACUCCUCCGUCUUCGAGUACGUCAUGUUCCUCCUCAUCCUGCUCAACACCGUCACUCUGGCUGUCCAGCACUAUGAGCAGUCUAAAAACUUCAGCCACAUCAUGGACAUCCUGAACAUGGUGUUCACGGGUCUCUUCACUGUGGAGAUGCUGCUGAAGCUGCUGGCUCUCAGACUCAGGCAUUACUUUAUGGACGCCUGGAACUCAUUCGAUGCUCUGAUCGUGGUCGGCAGCGUCGUCGACAUCGUAGUUACUGAGUUCAGUAGUGGGGAGGACAGCUCUCGGGUGUCGAUCACCUUCUUCCGCCUGUUUCGAGUCAUGCGAUUGGUCAAACUGCUGAGUAAAGGCGAAGGAAUCCGGACGCUGCUGUGGACCUUCAUCAAAUCACUGCAGGCUUUGCCGUACGUCGCUCUACUCAUCGCCUUGAUUUUCUUCAUAUACGCUGUCGUCGGUAUGCAGACGUUCGGGAAGGUAGCGAUGCAAGAUUACACUCAGAUCAACAGAAACAACAACUUCCAGACGUUUCCUCAGGCUGUUCUCCUCCUCUUCAGAUGUGCCACAGGUGAGGCGUGGCAGGAGAUCAUGCUGGCCAGUCUUCCAGGUAAACGCUGUGACCCCGAGUCAGACUUCGAACCAGGAGAAGAGUUCAGCUGCGGCAGCUCCUUCGCCAUCGUUUAUUUCAUCAGCUUCUUCAUGCUGUGUGCUUUCCUGAUCAUCAACUUGUUUGUCGCCGUCAUCAUGGACAACUUUGACUAUCUGACACGUGAUUGGUCGAUUCUGGGACCCCAUCACCUGGACGAGUUCAAGAGGAUCUGGUCCGAAUACGAUCCAGAGGCCAAGGGCCGUAUAAAACACCUGGACGUCGUUGCUCUGCUCAGGAGGAUUCAGCCUCCUCUGGGUUUUGGGAAACUCUGUCCUCACAGAGUGGCUUGCAAGCGUCUCGUAGCGAUGAACAUGCCUCUUAACGCUGACGGGAUGGUGACCUUCAAUGCCACGCUCUUCGCUCUGGUUCGCACUGCCCUCAAAAUCAAAACUGAAGGUAACCCUGACCAGGAGAACGAGGAGCUGAGGGCAAUCAUCAGGAAGAUCUGGAAGAAGAUGAAACCAAAACUACUGGACGAAGUUAUACCGCCACAUGAAGAAGAGGAAGUGACCGUCGGGAAGUUUUACGCAACCUUCCUGAUUCAGGAUUACUUCCGGAAGUUCAGAAAAAGGAAAGAGCAAGGAGAUCUGGCUGCAGAGGCCGACGCCUCAAACCCGUCUGCUGUUCAGCAGCUGUGUAAGGCCGGUCUGAAGACCCUGCAGGAUCUGGGUCCGGAGAUGCGUCUGGCUCUGAACGAUGACAUGGACGAAGACGACGAAAACAUGAUGGAGGACGAGGAGGAGACCCAGGAGAACGCAGAAUAUAAGGGUGAGAAUGGUUUGGGACCAGAGAAAGAUCGACGAGGCUCCCUACUCACACCCACUGGUCCUGGUGGUGUGGUCGGAGAAGGCGGCGUGUCUAACGGAGGUCUGGUCCAUCGGGUCGGUUCUCUCACUAAGAUGCCAAAUGGAAACGAACACGACGAACAUCUUCGGCGUGGAGACAACGCGAGGUCGUCGUUCAAUCAGCACCAUCAUCGCCGCCCGUCAGCGAAGAACGGCCUGGUGGACCACGGCCACAAGAGACCCUCGUAUCACAAACCCAUGAGGAGGGACUCAAGGGACCGGUACUGGAGGAACGGAGACAUGGAGGGGUACGGAGAGCAAGGAUACUACAGCAGAGAGGAGGACAACGACAGCAUCACCUCCAGAGACAGACCUUACCCUGAUGAGUAUCCUCUCUACAGAGAACACUAUGAUGGCCACGCCCCCUACCCCGACAGUAGCUAUGGUAACGGAUACAACGACGUUCGGAGGACGACCCGGAGACGACUACUUCCUGCCACGCCCACAGGUCGUAAGCCUUCUUUUAACAUCCAGUGUCUGAGGAGGCAGGGCAGCAGCGACGACCUGCCGAUCCCCGGCACGUAUCACCCCACCUCCCCUCCACGCCGUGCACGUGCACAGCACAACGUCAACAAUUACGAGUCCCGUCAAUCCUCCGGGCGCUCAUCAGUGGCGUCUUCAGCAUCCUGGGCGAACCCGUGUCCUCGCCGCGGACGCCUACUCUACGCUCCUCUCAUCCUGGUGGAGGAGGAAGGAAGCCCACCGUGGGGAGGAGGAGUAGGAGGGGGAGGAGGAGAGGGAAAGAAGGGAGGAGCAGGAAGAGGUGUCAAUAUCACUGGUGCAACACCCAGACCGGCCUGGUACGGUGGCCCUGCAGGGACAUCAGCUCCUCCACCGUACCGAGCGUACACCACCCUCAGAGUUCCUUCACAACUCGGCGCUCAACUCACCGAGAAACGAGGAUCAGCCGACAGUCUGGUGGAGGCGGUUCUGAUCUCCGAGGGUCUCGGUCUUUACGCUCGGGAUCCGAAGUUUGUCGCGUUUGCAAAGCGGGAGAUCGCCGACGCGUGUCACAUGACGGUUGACGAAAUGGAGUCGGCCGCCAGCGAUCUGCUCGGCUCGGGGAACCCGUCUCUCCUCGCUAACGCCGCCACGGACCCAGCCAUGCUCUACAGCGACGAGGAGCCAAUCAGGACGGGCCGCGAGGAGGACGAGCUAGCUGACGAGAUGACCUGCGUGACAUCGUUUUGACGGGCUGACGCUCUGGACCAAUCAGAAAAAAGACUGCGAAAGGCGUCAGAGAUUGGCAGGACAUUUGACCAAUCAGGUUAAAGAAGAUAGAAGAGGGCGGAGUUUAAUGGACAUUUAAUGCUGAGAUUUGUGAGAAAAAUGAUGGAAGAUGGCCGCCAGCAGAGAGUGACUCAGCGCUGUUGUGCCGCCAUAAAGACGUAUCUCGUUUGGUAACGCUAUGAACGUCGCUUGGCUGCACAGAAUCACACUUUACCCACAAUGCAUUGUUUGACAAGUUGUGUUGUUGUGUUAUUAUUUAUAAUUCCCGAAAAGUAAUCACCGUUACUGUCAGCCAGCUAAAGAAAGAUUAGCAUUGUGCCGCAACUGAUUAGCUUGAAACUGCCUCCUCUGCCUCAAAGAACAGCACUAUAAUAAACGCUAUAUAUUAAGUCACUCACUCAGCAGUGUUGGGUUGUGUUGUGACAUUUUGCAGACAAACUGUGAUGAUUUGAUUAGUGUUAACAUAAGCAGUGGACUGGCAGGAGAUCAGCUAUGCUCCCAGGGCCCUAUAUCUGUGAUUCAAACUAGCACUGUAAGGGAAUGGCUAUUUUUAAGGCUUUAAUUGCAAAAGAAUGAAGUGAGUUGGACGAAUCAAAUGGAGUUUACAUUUGGUACAAAUCAGCCACUGAGGAGAUGUCAUUGUCUAAAGUCAUGGUACAAAUGGUCUUGAAACAAAUUGGGGUUGCAUUGAGGAGCGUUUAAUCAUUAGACUAUGAGCUCUACAUGAUGAACUGUUUACAUGGCUUGACACAUUUUCCACGUUUACAUGCAACCUGGCUUACUCCAAUUCAAAUGCCCCAUGUGUAGCCCCUUUAAAUACAUUUUAUUUACCUAUUUUUUCAACUGCAGCCAUGUUUCUCCCAUGGUAUACCCUUGUUACCAUUUUGCAAAACUGUGUGCUGGCAGUGUAUCUGUUAUUGCUGUAAAAACCCCAAUCGAAAUACAUAUUCUGAAUGCGCUGUAUACAUGUCCAAAGAAAAACUCGUAGUAUUGGCCUAUCUGAAGUCUAAUCCUGAAAUAUUGUGAAUAAUAGUGAGAUAUUAUAAUAGUGAAAUAUGAGUGACAAGACACUUUCUAAUUUAAAAUAAGGAUGAACGUCAACAGUGAACAGUGUGAAUGAAUGCACAGGUGUUCAGCGUGAUUCUGUCAGCUGAGCUUCUAUCGUUCAGAUGUGAGUUUUUAUAUCAGGAUCUCUGAUGUAUUUAAAUGCUGUAAAACGUGUUGAACUGCCUGCUCUGUGACUCGUAGAGCGGUGUGUGGAGGAAUAUAUUUCUCAUAUUUUAUUAAUGUGUAUUUUUAUUCUCAUAAAUGAAGGCGUUCAGACGAUGAACUGUAAAAUACUUUUCUCUUUGUUGUUUUUUUAUCGCAGAGGAGAGUGUUUGUUCAGUGUGUUCAGAUUUUCUUUUUUAAAUGUUUGAUACUUUUUAUUCUAACAGAGAGAACUGAAUGUUUUUUUUGUUUGUUUGUUUUAAUUCUGGACGGCAGACAGUCCGGUGUUGUUUAUGUCUUGUCUGGAUCUUCGUGUUUCCGUCAUCUUUUAGCUUUUCUUUCCAACAGUUCGGAGAGUUUCCAGUUAUGGGUUUUUUAAUACAACGCCUGGAUUACCCCAAAAUACAUCUGCAGAUGCCGCGUUCAGCCUGAGAAACAGCUCUGUCUGAACCCUCAUUUACCUCAAAUAAAGACUGAAAAAAGA
Gymnodraco acuticeps is the source of this 6270-nucleotide messenger RNA. Its product is annotated as voltage-dependent L-type calcium channel subunit alpha-1F-like. Gene Ontology annotation, cellular component: membrane; voltage-gated calcium channel complex. Gene Ontology annotation, molecular function: high voltage-gated calcium channel activity. Lineage: Eukaryota; Metazoa; Chordata; Actinopteri; Perciformes; Bathydraconidae. The record is from RefSeq and is a predicted model, not a curated record. Gene Ontology annotation, biological process: calcium ion import across plasma membrane.